CAGAUCCCCCAAAUCCAAAGAAAGAAGCAGCAGCAGAAGAGGCAAACAAAAGCAUUCUUGGCUUUGAGUUUCAAGACAAGAAGAGAGAGAGGGAGCGAGAGAGAGAGAGAGAGAGAGAAGAAGAAGAAGAAAAAAAAAGUUCACAAUACGUUGGGGCGAGAUCAUUUACUCGAGAUCCAAAUUGAGGGAGAAAGGCGUGACAGGACGGCGUCAGUUAGCGGCCACACUCGGCUCUAUCACCACCCCGGCUCCGGUGCACCGAGGGACGGAUUGUCGCGCGCGGCGCCGCGUGAAGCAUACACCCACCGGGUAGACAGGAUGAGAGCGACCGGGAGGAUGGCGUGGCUGCUGCUUUCACUCAGCUUCCUAUUCCACAGCGCCUGUUCAAAUGAUACGACUACGGUGAGCAAGAAUCCUACCAUCACGACUGGGGCACCGACUACGCCAACUGUGCCAAAGCUAACUAGUAGUGGCCCAACUGGAGCACCAUCAACUAUUGGUUCUGUUAAGACAACCAUACCUACCCAGCCAUCAACAACAAAACAAAUUCCUGCGGUCUCCACGCCUGCUACCACCACGAUGCCUGCUAUAGACAAGCAAAUCUCCACCCAAUCACAAGCACCCACUGUCACAAACAGCCCACCAGCACAUUCCACUACCAUCUCUGGUGCACCCCCUACAGUGAGUAAUGGUGCCACUACUGCUGCUACUACUACCCUCAGCCAAACAAAGACCACACCCCUAGCUUCAACAGCUGCAACAGCUGGAAAAGAUGCAGCAGUAUCCUCCAACACUGAUGCGCUGCAGACACCUGGCACCACCAAAUUCUCUGGGACUGAAGUGCCUGCCACACAGACUGUCAACGUGGGGACAACCAAGAUUGUGAUUUUGACAAAUGCCCCUACGACUGGGCCACAGUCCAUGACUCACACCGCCAUCCCCACUAGCCAAGGGAGAAAUGGAGGAGCCGAUAACACAGCUGUGACGGGAACAAGCAGUGGGCAGACUGCAUCCGGGGCCACAAAGCCAGCUGUUAACACAGGGACCACCAGCACCCAACCAACCCUGACCCGGGCAGGAUCUCCCGCAGCAAAGACCACCAACACUGGAACCACGUCACCGCAAACCACCACCACCACUACAACCAGCACCACCAGCACCACCAGCACCACAGCAGCUCAGCCAAAGACCUUUUUGUAUUCUCUAAACAGCGGACCCGAGAAAGAGGAGGAGAAAGAGCUGGCGGAGGUGUGCAAGCGGCUGCUGGUGAAUCUGCACGAUGGGAACUGCACCCUGAAAUGGCAGCACCACAACGGCAAAGUACAGUUUGACUAUGUGGAGAUAAAUGGCAAAGUGAGAACCAACAUUGCAGCCCAGUAUUAUGAAGAAAUCACCAAGAAACCAACAGAUAGCAAAACCCUGAUAGCCAUCCUGGCGUCCUGCGGAGCUCUGCUGAUCAUGAUCGUCAUCCUCGCCGUUUGUGCCUCGCACCGCCGCAAGCCAUACAACGAGAACCAGCAGCACCUGACGGAGGAGCUGCACACGGUGGAGAACGGUUACCAUGACAACCCGACGCUGGAGGUGAUGGAGGUGCAGCCGGAGAUGCAGGAGAAGAAGAUGGCGCUGAACGGCGAGUUCAACGACAGCUGGAUCGUCCCCAUCGACAACCUGCUGAAGGAGGACAUAGCCGACGAGGAGGACACGCACCUGUAGAGAUGGCCCGGGACAGAGGAGGAGGAGGUGGUGGAAGAGGAGGAGAAGAAGAAGAAGAAGAAGAAGAAGAAGAAGAAGAAGAAGAAGAAGAAGAAGAAGAAGACAAGAAAGCGACAGGACCUGGCUAGUUCCAGCCACACUAAAACAAACAAAAGAAUCUACACUUCUUGCUCCAAGUCAGCCCUUAUCUUAUAGUGCGUUCCAUUUGUACUCGGAAGUCGGAAACACCCCCCCCCCCCCAAACUCGGAUUUCCGAGUUGGGAAGUCGGGACAACCUUGCUGCCCCCCGAGGUCAAAAUCCAACAUGGCUGUCCCAUGCAUCAGCAGCAGUGUAACAUGCAGUUAUUAGCACUUCUGUCCUAUUUGUGUCUCAGUAAAUCAGUAAUACACACAGCGCUGUCUAUCUUCUAUCUGUGGACAUGUUGCUGCGCUGCCUGUAUGCACAAAACAGCGUCAUGCGUUGUUAGCUACUGGCAGGGUUCAAAAUUAGCACCGUUUACCAGCCAAAUGCUGGUGAAAUAUGCAAGUGGCUGGUAGAUUUGCAUCACUCACCAGCCAAAAAAACAAAUGGUAAUCUAUUGAGUGGCUGGAAAUAUUUGAACAUUCACUAGCCAUUUGGCUGGAAGACAAAAAAGUUAAUUUUGAAGCCUGGCUACUGGUAUUGCUAACCAUGGCUAACCUGGCUAGAGCUAACCCCCCAAUGAAAAAUCGCCAUUCCCUCUGAACGUCAUUCCCAGCUCCGGCUCCCGAGUUCCCGAGGUAAAUGGGACGCACUAUUACACUCCUGACCCUGGGAUUGUUGUCCCUGUAGCAGAGAAGACUUUUCUCACAAAAAGAUCCAUUCUAUAGAACCACCAAGACCCCCCCCCCCAUGUUAGUGCUGUCUGUCUGUUUGAUGAUAUAUAUAUAUAUUUCUACAGUAGUUUGCUAUGAAAAAGAAAUGAGGAUUUUUUAAAAAUCAAGCCGUUUGAGGAUGAAGUACGAAUUAAAUUGUACACAGUGGCCUUGGAACGUUAAACACAUCCACUAAAUCUAUCGCUGUUGUGCCUAUUCCAGUAGGUAAAUAAGUAGGGCUGGGCAAUAAUAUCGAUAUUAUAUCAAUAUCGAUAUAUGAGGCUAGAUAUCGUCUUGGAUUUUGGAUAUCGUAAUAUCCUGAUAUGCCAUAAGUGUUGUCUUUUCCUGGUUUUAAAGGCUGCAUUACAGUAGAGUGAUGUCAUGUUGUGAACACACCAGACUGUUCUAGCUGUUCUAUUAUUUGCCUUUACCCACUUACAUUACUGAUGAUUGUUCAUCAAAAUUAUCAUUGCGUAAAUGUUUUGUGAAAGCACCAAUGGUCAACCCUACAAUAUCGCCCCAAUAUCCAUAUGGAUGUAUUUGGUCAAUAAUAUCGUGAUAUUAGAUUUUUAUCCAUAUCGCCCAGCUCUAUACAUAAGUGACUUCAUACAGAGCGCAAUUCCACAUUGGUCAGUCUGAAAGCUCAGAAGGUAAUCCAAACACUAAGCGGAUUGUGCCCUUUCAUUUAAAAAAAAAAUAUGGAUGUGUACAAAAGCACCUGUAAAUAGAGUAUUUUUGGGUUAUUUUCUACAAGCGAGAAGAUGAUAUUGCAAACAGAUCACUUUGCUCUGGAGGCCUAAAAGGAAAGAGGUAACCGCAACUUCAGCUGCCUGUGCAGUUCUAGAGUUACUAACUCAGAUAUACCUAGACGACCUCAGGAUACUUCAAAGCAUCCUGGUGAUUUUCCACUAGCGUGUGUCGGCUGUGAGAGAGCGGCACUGGAGAUAAAAAAAAAAAAAAAAAAAUGUCCACAAAGGCACAUGG
This is a messenger RNA of Perca fluviatilis (European perch), 3531 nucleotides long. It is a transcript of the gene podxl, whose product is annotated as podocalyxin-like. NCBI's taxonomy places the organism in Eukaryota, Metazoa, Chordata, Actinopteri, Perciformes, Percidae. The transcript has 8 exons. Gene Ontology annotation, biological process: cell migration; positive regulation of cell-cell adhesion mediated by integrin; negative regulation of cell-cell adhesion. Bases 319 to 1713 code for a protein of 464 amino acids. The record is from RefSeq and is a predicted model, not a curated record. Gene Ontology annotation, cellular component: apical plasma membrane; microvillus membrane.